Messenger RNA from Rotaria sp. Silwood1, 3135 nucleotides. NCBI's taxonomy places the organism in Eukaryota, Metazoa, Rotifera, Eurotatoria, Philodinida, Philodinidae. The record is from the annotation of a GenBank genome assembly.
AUGUCAAAGUGUACCAGUCCCAGCAAUAAAAGAGCCGUUCCUCAUGAAAGAAGUGUCGAAGGUAUCACAAAAUAUUUCAAACCAUUGAACGAACUUAUCAAUCAAUUAGUUCCAACAUCACUAUCAUCAUCGUCAUCAAAAUCAUCUCCAUCAACCACACCAACUACACCUAAAACAUCUUCAAGAACAUCAACUACACCUGAAACAUCUUCAUCAAGAACAUCAACUACAGCUAAAACAUCUUCAUCAAGAACACCAACAACAUCCAGAGCAUCUUCAUCAAGAACAUCAACUACAGCUAAAACAUCUUCAAGAACAUCAACUACACCUCAAACAUCUUCAUCAAGAACAUCAACUACACCUAAAACAUCUUCAAGAACAUCAACUACACCUCAAACAUCUUCAUCAAGAACACCAACAACAUGCAGAGCAUCUUCAUCAAAAACACCAACAACAUCCAGAACAUCUUCAUCAACAACACCAACAACAUCUGGGACAUCAAAAGUUCAAUCAAUUCAUGUCAACGAUGUUCCAGCAAAUAAUACAUCUGAAUCUUUAAUAUCCGUCGUCAACACUUCAUCAUUACUUGAUAAAAUUUCGCAUUUGUCAAUGAACAGCGACAAAGCAACAUUAUGUAAUUCUUUCCAAAACAUUGCGAUUACAAGUACAGAUUCAAUUUCAUCAAAUGAACCUGAUGAAUCUCUUGUGUUUUUCGAAUCAAAUGCUGAUAUCCAAUCAUCUGAUGAUCCUGAACAUAAUCAAAGUGAGUUUCAACAUGCUACACCUGAAAAUAGUGAAAUAAAUCAACGAGAUAUGUUAGCCACGUAUCUAUUUCAAAUUGAAUUUCACCUAAAAUCUUGUCAGAAUUUAAUCAAAGAUUCUACUCGAAAUGAUAUUUCACAUAAAGAAUUUGUUGAAAAGACUCGAUCGUUUGUUUUUGAAUUAAAAACUAUUCUUGAUUCACUUGAUACAACUUGUCAUGAACAAAUUGAGAAAAUGAAUGCUCAGUUUUCUAAUGUUGAAUUUGUAUGUCGAAAAUCAAAUGAUGCUAUAUCAAGAGAUCCUGCUUACUGGCCUACCAAUGGAAAAUUUACUGAAGAAGAGCUUCGAUAUCUAAUUCAUAAAGGUCCAAUGCAACCGGUAUUAAACGACUAUCCAAAAAACUUGUCGUUAGUUGCACAAAAAACAACGUGCAAAUUUGUUCCAAAAUGGUUCAAUGAAUAUCCGAUGUUGGAAUAUAGUGAAUCAAUUGAUAGAGCAUUUUGUUUUGCGUGUCGUCCUGGUUCUGAAAAAGCUGAUCUUGCUUGGAUUAAAACAGGACUUCAAUCUUGGUCAAAAAUGAAAGGGAAAGGAAAAGGAAAAAAAGGAAAAUUGGAACAACAUUUCACAUCAUCUAGCCACAUGUCAUCGAUGUAUCGUUUAUCUGUUUUCAAAAACAAACAUUUAAAUGUCGAACAUUUAAUAGAUGCAAAUCAUAGACUUGCAAGUCAAAAAGAAGAAUCAAUCUUUCAAAUAAAUAAAAAAAUUAUUGAAACAUUCUUCGACUGUACAUUAUUUUUGGCUAAACAAGGUCUUGCAUUUCAUCGUGAUCCUCAAGAACAUGGUAAUUUUAUUCAACUUAUUAAUUUAUUAUGUCGUCAUAAUCCACUACUGAAUUCAUGGUUUAAUGACAAUAAAUUUAAAAGUCAUCAUGUAACCUACAGGAGUGCUCGUAGUCAAGAUGAAUUUAUAGAACAGAUUGGUACUUAUCUUAUUCGUUUAAUUGUUCAACAAGUGCAGAAUGCACCCUUUUACUCGGUUAUGAUAGACUCUACUCCUGAUUGUAGUCAUCGAGAAAUUUAUUCAUUAGUUAUUCGAUAUGUUGAUAAUGAUUUGAAUAUAUAUGAACGUGUUAUUGCUUUGAAAGAAUUGCCCACAAAAACUGGUCAAGCUAUAUGUGACUUUAUUCUCACUAUACUUCACGAUUACCAAAUUUCAACUGAUUGCUUAGUUGGUCAAUGUUAUGAUAAUGCACCUAGUAUGUCAGGUUGUAGACGUGGAGUUCAAAAUUGUAUGAAAAUUGCACUUAAACGUGAUAUUAUUCAUGUACCAUGUGGUGGUCAUUCAGCAAAUCUUGGUGUAAAACAUGGUUGUGAAUGUUCAACUGAAUACAUUCGUUUUUUCAAUUUAAUCGAAGAAAUCUAUGAUUUCCUCACUAGCAGUAUCAAUCGUUAUCAUAAAUUUCGAACUCAAAUUAAUUCAUCAACAUCAGCUGUAACCGUAAAAAACUUAUCAAUCACCCGAUGGUCCGCUAACUAUGAAUCGAUUAAUGCUAUUUGUCGUUCAUUACCAGAAAUUAUCAAUACAUUUGAUUUAAUAAUUAGUCAUAUUGAUGAUAAAGUUAAUACAAAUGAAAAAAUUACACCAGAUGAUCGAAAAACAAAAGAACAAAGCAUUAAUUUACAAAAAGCUAUUUUGUCAUUUGAAUUCAAUUUGUUAUUAAAUUUUCUAAAUCAAGUAACAAGACAAACUCAAAGUCUCACCGAUCAUCUGCAAAAGAAAUCUCUUGAUCUUGUUACUGCAUCUCAUCUUCUUUUUAAUACAAAUAAAGUGUUAAUGGAAUGGAGGAAUGACGAUUUAUUUUUACAAAAUCUUAUUAAGGAAUGUGAUGAUCAAGCAUUACGUAAUGGUGUUGAUAUUGAAAAUGAAUUUGCUCGACAUCAUCAUCAACGACCACGUUCUGUGAAGAUUGAUUCGAAUUCUAAAACUGGUAUUCAUUUGAAUCGUAUUGAAUAUUACGCGAAGUUAAUGCGUGAAAUUUUGGAUUAUUUAAUUGUUUCAUUAUCUGAAUACUACAAGCUAAUUGAAGAAAAACUUCAACAUUUCUGUAAUAUCUUUCCUGGUCGUGUAAAUCAAUUAACUCUUGAAAAUGCUAAGAAAAUUUGUGAAAUUGUACCCGGUAUUUUGAGUCCUGAACUCUUAUACUCAGAAUUACAGCUGUUGAAAAAUGAUAUUGAUAGUUAUACUGAAAUGACCGAACUUAUCAAUAAAAUUAAAAUAAUUCGACAUGGAUAUCCAAAUGCUGCACGUAUUUAUCAAUUUCUUCUUGCAUUACCAAUAACUGUGCGACAAAUGAACGUUGUUUUUCGAAAUUAA